Messenger RNA from Penaeus indicus, 1122 nucleotides. RefSeq lists its product as uncharacterized. The transcript has 4 exons. The record is from RefSeq and is a predicted model, not a curated record. The coding region runs from base 79 to 1068 and encodes 329 amino acids. Lineage: Eukaryota; Metazoa; Arthropoda; Malacostraca; Decapoda; Penaeidae. Gene Ontology annotation, molecular function: chitin binding. Gene Ontology annotation, cellular component: extracellular region.
CGGGCCUGUUGAGAAGUCGUGAUUGGAUGUAUUUUACAAGCUUGCCCGAAACUUAUUCAUAGGACAGCCCGGUCAACAAUGGCACUUUAUAAUUUUUUAAUACUGAUGCUCAUGGGAGUCGUAUGUGCCUUGGCUGAAGAACUCCAUUGUCCAGGAGUGGGUAGGUUCCCUGAUCCCAAAUCAUGUGGAGCUUACUAUGACUGCACUCCAAACAAUGUUGGUGGCUAUGAUAUAACAAAGGACGACUGCAGAGGCUAUACAUACGAUACAGCGAACAGAAUUUGUACUGACAAAAUGUGUCCAACGCGCAGCAAACGCGGUGUUACUCCAGACAACCAUCCUUAUUCUCGUCUGUGUGAGAAUCGGCCUGAUGGAUUCUUGUGUGCUAACUGCAAGACGGUGGUUGUGUGUGUCAAAGGGCAAGCUUUCACUCGUCGCUGCAUCGAGAAUUUCUUCUGUUCUGAGAUGCCCCAGUUUGGUGGUGGGGUUUGCUACCCAGAUGAACCUGUGGAAUGCACCUGCGUAAGGGCGAACGACUUCAUAGUGGACCCCUACGACCCUCGGAGGUUCUACUCUUGCAGGGAUGUUGGAUCAAAACCAACUGCCUACAAAUGCCCAGAUGGUAUGGUAUUCGAUGAAUCGGCUAGGGAAUGUCGCGGCACAGAUGACUUGCCACCGUGCACUGUUCCCGGAACCUUUGCUAAGCCAAGCAACUGCAGUGAAUACUACACGUGCAUUUCUGUGAAAUAUGGAUGGUUGCAGAAGCCCUUCACUUGCAGUGCAGGCACUGCUUUUAAUUCCGUAAGCGGUAUUUGUGAAAAUCCUUGUGUUUACCAGCAUGUGUGUCAGCAAGAAGGACGUUACCCUGACCAUUUCAACAAGCGGAAUUACUUUGAAUGCUACAUGUUGGAUGGCCAGUUAAAACAACUGCGUUACCAAUGCCCUGAAAAGUACAGGUGGGAGAUCCUGUCACCAGGUGUGGGCAGAUGUAUAGAAGACCAUGAGUAUGACAGACCGGGCUCUGAUACCCCCUUCAGUGAAUGCAUAAUACCACAAGGCAUGUGUUGACUGGGUUUGAUCAGACCUACAGACGUGCGUAUCAACGUUAAUUUUAAAUAUACU